AUGGCCACUGGUAGCAAGCUCGAUGCUGUCCAGAUUGAGGAUACCUCCCAGAAAGAACACACCGUGGACGAGUCGCGGCUUGACCGAAACAUUCAUUUGAACGAUGCGAUACGAGCUGAAACCGACAGAGACGAGAAACGAGUUCGAAAGAUCAUUCGGAGAGUCGACUUUCGCAUGGUUCCAAUCCUGGGCUUGCUGUACAUGUGGGCAUUGAUAGAUCGGGUGAACUUGCCGAACAUUCAGAUCGCAGGUAUGGGCAAAGAGCUCGAGACUACGAAAGGCAAUCGCUACACGCUAGUGACCAUGAUUUUCUUCGUAACCUACAUUCUCUUCGACUAUCCAUCCAACAUCGCUCUCAGGAAACUUGGCGCCGCACGAUGGCUUGGCUUCAUUGGAACGGCGUGGGGCUGUUUAACCAUCGCCAUGGGCUUUGUGCAAUCUUGGAAGACGUUACUCGUCUGCCGUGUAAUCUUUGGCGCUCUCGAGGCCGGAAUGGCACCUGGCUGCAUUUACCUACUCGGGGCCUGGUACACGCGCUACGAGGUUCAGAAACGCUUUGCAGCGUGGGCUUGCAUUGGUGUCUUCGGGUCGGGCAUAUCGUCUGCGCUCGUGUACGGCAUUACCACUAUUGGGCGCGUUGGCGGUUUGGCGGCCUGGCGUUGGAUCUUUAUCAUCGAGGGUAUCAUCAGUGCUGCGAUUGGGAUUCUGGCAGGCUUCAUUUUGAUUGAUUUUCCCGACCGCGCGACGCGGCCUGGAAUAUUCUCCAAGAAGGGUUUCCUCACGCCCGAGGAGGCAGCCAUCGUCCUCGCGCGGGUGGAGCGUGAUCGCGCAGACGCGGUUCCAGAGCCCCUCAAUCGCCGUAACGUCUCACGCGCGCUCCAGGACUGGAAAAUGUGGCAAUUCCCAUUUCUGCUCUUUUGCAACAAUCUAACCGUCUACUCCUUUUCCUAUUUCCUGCCCAUCAUAUUGCACGAUUCUAUGGGGUACUCCACGAAGAUGACGUACUUCCUAACCAUACCGCCUUAUGUUUGCGCAGCAAUCUGGAUGUUCGCAAUCGGGUGUUUGAACGAUCGUCUCAAGGUCCGCGGCCCGACUAUCAUCGCACAAUCGCUCAUCAUCACUCUGGGCAUCUGCAUCAUGGCGUUCGCGAGUAACGCUGGCGCACGUUACUUUGGCGUGUUUCUCGCUGUGGGUGGCACUAACUCUAACAUCCCGACUAUAUAUGGAUAUCAGCAUAACAAUUUGACUGGCCAGACGAAGCGUGCACUUGCAACCGCCAUGUUGCUCAUGGGUGGAGGAUGCGGUGGCAUUGCCGCGUCAUUUGCCUUCCAAUCGAAAGAUGCACCGGACUACAUACCGGGAAUGAUCACUGCUAUCACAUCGCAGGUUGUCACUGUUGUCCUAGUCUCCUUGAAUUGGCUCUACUUUCUGCAUCGGAACAACAAGGCAGAGAAGGGUGAGGUCGUUCUGGAACAGACCCCUGGGUUCAGGUAUACCUACUGA
Molecule: messenger RNA, 1503 nt
Organism: Paraphaeosphaeria sporulosa
Lineage: Eukaryota; Fungi; Ascomycota; Dothideomycetes; Pleosporales; Didymosphaeriaceae
Product: MFS general substrate transporter
Exons: 3
Coding region: 1-1503 (500 amino acids)
Biological process (GO): transmembrane transport
Cellular component (GO): membrane
Molecular function (GO): transmembrane transporter activity
Source: RefSeq, a predicted model, not a curated record